UGCAAGGCUAACUGUCAACUAUUACUUAGCAUAGUUGUACAGCUUGAGAUUUAGCAAUUUACAAUCUACGAGUUUUCGGGGAAUACAGCAAGGAUAUGUUCACGUUGAGUUAAAAUACGCACUUUUCUAAGAAAAGUAACUCUACAACACAGGUCACACCAGCAACCAUGUCAGGAAUAAAAAGGAAAAUAGAAGAUAAUGAUCCUGAUUAUGAUGAUAUCUCGCUGGUCCAAAAUAGUAAGAGAAAUAAAACAGCUGAACAUAAUGCUCGAGAGGAAACAGUACAAAAAAUUGAAGCCAUCAUAAGGGAGCAAUUUUCUUUGGAAAUGAAGAACAAGGAGCAUGAGAUAGACGUGAUAAGUCAGCGUCUUAAUGAAGCCAGAAGGAUGAUGGACAAGCUAAGGGCAUGCAUAGUGGCCAAUUACUAUGCCAAUGCUGGAAUGACAAAGCUCCCUGAGCAUGCCUCCAAGAGUGACCCUGCCGUAUUGAACCAUCCAGCCAUCCGCCGGUUCUUGGAGUCCCCAUCUCGUUCCUCUUCUCCACUCAACCAGGGCUCUGAGACUCCCUCUCUGGUCCACUCAGAGUCUGAGUCUCUAUCACAACAAGAAGAUAGUACUGAGAGAAAUGGAGAGGGUUCAUGGAAAGAGGACAGUAGCAGGCAGGAGCGCAGACCAGGACGCAACACUGGCAAAGAUACAUUUGGUGUGCCAUCAUCCAUGGCAGCGGAGCAGAGAGUCACCUACCACUCUACUGGAGAUGAAGCCUCUAGACUCUACGCAAAGAAGACUAUUGUUGUGGGGAAUGUGUCCAAGUACAUUCCCCCGGAUAAGCGGGAAGAGAAUGAUCAAUCUACCCACAAGUGGAUGGUGUACGUCAGAGGUUCCAGGAGAGAACCAAGUAUCAACCACUUUGUGAAGAAAGUCUGGUUCUUUUUGCAUCCCAGCUACAAGCCCAACGAUCUAGUCGAAGUCAGUGAGCCUCCCUUUCAUUUAACACGUCGGGGUUGGGGAGAGUUCCCUGUUAGGAUCCAGAUCCACUUCAAAGACCCUCGCAACAAGCGUAUUGACAUCAUCCACCAGUUAAAGCUGGACAGAACAUACACAGGACUGCAGACACUUGGAGCAGAAACAGUGGUUGACGUGGAGCUUCAUAGGGAUUCUCUUGGGGAAAAUUACAUCCCUAAGCCAUCGUCCUCUAAGGUGACUUACAGAGUUGCCAGCCCUGUGUCGUCCUCAUCCCUAACCCAGACUUACGGACAAUCUACUUCCCCGGUCUCACUUGACUCUGGUGUUGACAAAGGGUUCAUCAAAGCAGAGACUGGAAGGCCUGCAGGCGCUCAUAGUUCAGGGCUCACCACUGGUGACCGCACUCCAACUCGUCCCAAAGCUGGUGACAGGGUCACUCUUGGUUCCCAUGGCAAUUCUGCUUUCCAGCCCAUCACAGCAAGCUGUAAAAUAGUCCCACAAGGACAGCCGCCCAGUCCUGCUGAGUCUCCUGGGAAAUCAUUCCAGCCCAUUACCAUGAGCUGUAAAAUAGUUUCAGGUUCACCCAUAUCCACCCCAAGCCACUCUCCACUGCCCCGAACACCCACAACCUCCACCCCUGUCCACAGCAAGCAGAGCUCUUCCUCUGUUCUCAACAAUCCUUAUAUUAUAGUUGACAAACCUGGCCAGGUGGUCGGCAUGGCUCCCACAUCUGCUGCCUCCGCAGGAAGCCCAUCUGCCAAACAGGCUCAAGGUACUCGCUCUCCAGCACCUAAAGUUCACACUGGCACCUUACUCUCGUCUGGGGUGAAAGUUAUUAUCAAGCAAGAGCCCGGGGAAGUUACAACACAGCAACAGCAGAUGGUUUCCGCAGUAACCAGCCAGCAGCAACCUGCUGCUACAGCAGCUCAGUAUGUCGCAGUGAAGGGAGGUCACAUGAUCUCCAUGUCAGCCCAGAAACAGGCCGGAGGCGCCACAGGGUCAACAACCGGCAAGAUGUUGGGUAUUCCUGUUAGCUCAACACUUCAAUCUUCAGUCAAACAAGUUGCUAUCAGUAGUGGACAGAUUCUGGUUGCCAAGGGCAACACUUCUGUCUCUAAGGUGAUGGGUGGUAAACAGGUUUUGGCUCAGGGAGUCGCUAAAGCCAUUGUGAGUGGGACCAGCGGCAUCUCUGGUCAGCAGGCUGGUGCCAAGGCAGCUGGUGGCUCGGGUGGCAAGAGUGGAGUGAUGGCAACUCUUCAGCUCCCUGCAAACAACCUGGCCAACCUUGCCAAUUUGCCUCCUGGUACAAAGCUCUACCUGACCACUAACAGUAAGAACCCAUCGGGGAAGGGAAAGCUGCUUCUCAUCCCACAGGGAGCCAUCCUCCGGGCCUCCAGUGCAAGUCAGCAGUCCCAGAGCAGCUCAUCAGCAGGUACAGGAGGCGCUCAGAACUCCUCCUCCUCCUCUUCAAGCAGUCUGCCUUCCAACCUCUCAUAUACAUCUUACAUCCUUAAACAGACCCCACAGGGCACAUUUCUGGUGGGCCAGCCAGCACAGGGAUCAGGAAAGCAGGGGAGUUCAGCAGGUCAUUCAACAUCAUCUCCCUCAUCUGCUACCCAGCAAGCUAUCCGGGUGACUGCUGGACAAAAGGCGGCCAUCCUGGCUCAUGUGGUGGCCAGCUCACAGGGGGCACAGCUAAAGCUGUCUGAUGGCUCUGUUAAGACAGUAACAGCAGCAGCAGCUGGCCACAUGUCCAAGCCUGGUACCACCACAUUGAGGAUGACGGGGGGAGUCAUCACCGCUGCCAGCUCCACCCCUGUCAGCACUGCAGCAACAUCCAAUCAACAACAGGCUGCUGAUGGUGGGAAAUCUGCCUCUCAACACCCUUCGCUUCUUAUGGCAGCCAACCAAGCAGCAGUAAUCAGUGCAGCCAAGAACGCCAGCGCUGCCGCCACCAGCAGUUUGUCGAAGACAGCUGUGGCCUCAUUGGUCAAAGGAGCAGGCAGCUCUGCAACAAUAGCAAAGAGUGCUGUAGGCUCAACUGGGGCUGUGGUGACGGUUGCAAAGGGAAUCACCAAUAUGCCUGUCAUCAGCAUGUCCAAAGGAGCAGGGGUGGGCACUGUGGUGGGUGUGCCAAAAAGCAGCGGCACAUCAUUAGUUUCUGCAGCAUCAUUAGUCAGUAGUGUGGCAGCUGGAGGAGGGAAGACAUGUGCUUCAUUGUCAGGUAUGCUGAAGAUCCAUUCUGCAGGUUCCAGCUCUCAACAGACAGUUUUGACCAUUCCUGCCAACCAGCUCAAGCAGCUGGGCGUUGGCGCUGGGUCUGGUGGACUGCAGACCAUUUUUAUGCCUGUCGGAAAAGUAGUGUCUAAAGGCCCAGUCUCCAGUACUCCAUCCUCCUACUCCUCCUCUUCCACAACCCAUGGAGCAGCUGGAGCUGGAGCUUCCCCAAGUCCUGCCAGCCAGGUCCCCCCCUCCCUUGCCCUGCCUUUGGCACAAGUUAAAACAGAACCAGGUGCUGGUACAGCUGUCACAGCAGCUCCAUCCCCCCCGGUGACUGCUCCUGCUCCCACCUCUGCCCACGUUGCCCCUGCAGCUACUACAGUCAAGCAGGAGCAGUGUGCAGAUAACUCGGCACACGACCUCAUUAACACUGAGCACAUAGAAACAAUGAUGCAGCUGCUGACAGCUGUUGUCAAAAAGUUCCCUCUGAUUGUGCCAGAUAAGACUGAAGACUCCCAUCCAUUUUGUGCCUCCUCAACAGAACAGUAUUAUUCUUGGAAUAUUGGCAAGCGCAGAGCAUCAGAGCUUCAGCGAGCGGUGGCAGUGAAGCGGGUUGUCCAGGACGUUUUGGACCGAUCACCCCGCCUGCAGGCCCUCACACCCCCAAAGACCAGAGAGGUGGUGCAGUGGUGCCGACAAAGGGGCUACACACCACCCGACCCUGAGCCCCAACACAAGAAUGAUGACGAGUCCAUCGAAGACAUCCUCACACAAAUAGAUAAUGAGCCCGAGUGUCCGUCCACACUGAGCAGCUGUGAGGAGCUGGUACUGCGUCUGGAGCAAAUGCAAGCCCUACUGAAGACUGAGCCCGAGGAGGCAGAUGAUGAAAUAAUCGACAUUGUCACCGUGACACCUCCCUGCCAGAAACUGAAGGUCAAAGAGGAGGAACAAGAAACAGACGCAGAGCCAAAGUUCUUCCUGGGACCCUGUCCAUCCUCCCAGUUUGUCAGUGAAGCAGCUCAGCAGAUUGGGGUAACCUUUCAGCCAGUGGAAGUGGAGAAGAAUGUCUUUGCUCCAGUCAUUGAAGCAAUGAUUCUGAAGGCUACAGAACAGUUUGCCAAUGACAUCCUGAGGGAAGCUCUGGCUGGGGCCUAUGCCAAAUCCCCUCCGAUCAGGGCUCCGAGAGAGAUCACAGCCAUGAAUAUCCAUCAGGCAGUCAGUAGCAUUCCCACCUGUGACUUCCUCACCAACACACACAUGGGCUACCUGAUUAAGGACAACUGAGGUCAAACAAGAUUUGGAAGUUGACUAGUAACUGAGACGCUUGGAGUGAUGGUGACAUCUGAACCACUGGCCGUGACAAAGAGACUUGGUUCUUUUAGAAGUGACGGCUCUACACACACAUGUAGUCCUAUUGCCUCAGGUUGUGCAGUAAUAACUAAUGUACUGUAUUAAUUAACUUGAUUGCAGAAUGGCUCAGAUUGCUUCUUGAAGCAGCUGUUAAGCAGCAAAGGAACAAAGUUUUAAUGCUGUGGGUGUAUUGUCACGUUUUGCUCCUAUUAUUUCAAGAGAAUUUGCAUCACGGGGCUCACAUUGUUUGAAGUAGAGAGGCUCACACACCCUUUUGUACCACAUAACAAGAUUAUUUUAACAUUUACGUGUUUACUGCCAGACACCAGCUUAUUGGAAAAAUGAAGCAUGAGUGACUUGUAAGUCUGGAUAACGACAUCUGACAGCUGUUCUGUCUACAUCCUGCUGCUGAGUCUCUACAAUUCAGAGUCAGUUUAUCUGAGGCAAGUCUACUAAUUUACAGCAAUUUGGAAACACUAAUGAUUAUUUGAGUAUUCUAAUAGUGGGUACCCCAGGCAAAGCAAUCCAAGAGGCACUUCCAAAGGUGUUGUUGCCAUGACAACCAGGGAUCAUCAGUACCGUCAUCUUUCUAUGUAUUUCAGUGUUACCCAGCAGGUGUAAUUAGGAUUAUUGUAAUACAAACUUGCAGGAAGCAACUCUAUGGAUCUUCACAAGAGGUGACUUUUUUAUUCUUUUAAACUUGCAGCCAGUUAUAUCACUGAGAUCUUAAUUACAUUUGUUGAAAAUCCCUUGUCUGACCAGCAAGACACAGGUCAUAGUGUACUAAAUCAGUUAUUGUGAAUUCAAGGCACAGUCUUUUAAUAUUUAUUUGUGAUGUCUUUUGCGAACAAGUCUUGCAGCCCUUUGAAGUGCUUUUAAAUGCUUUGUUUGACAACCUUAAUUAUAUCAUGUACAUCAACCAGCCACAACAUUAAAUCCACUAAAGGGUUACAUGAAUGGCAUUGAUAAUCUUGUUACAAACCAAUGCUUUUAGAAACCUUUGGUCCUGGCCAUUAUGUGGAGACACAUACUGCCACUUAAUCAAUGUUGCAGAGAAAGGAACACAACAAGGGGGCCCAAGCUGUCAACACAGCCUUCAAAAUCCUUUAAGCUCAGUAUAAUCAAGCAUCUCUAUCGGAUGCACAUGAACAAACCUGAUCCAUGGCAGCCUCAGAAUGGAACCUACAAGAAAGAAGGAGUAGGCUGAUUACAUCUUUCACAUCUUUCAGUGCUCCUGUGUUUGUGUCCCCGUGGUCCAUACCUUUUUGGCUGCAUGAUGUAGACCUACCAAGUAUUAGGCUGGUCAUAUUUAUGUUGAGGCUGAUUGGUGAAUAUGACCAGUAUCCGUUUCCAAGUACUGUUUAUAUAUUUUUUUUCUUUUUUUUUUUUUUAGUUCUUUUUAAUUUAAUGUCAACAGCUGCCAACAGUGAUAUCCUAACAGUAGUGAACAUGUUCAUAUGAGUGUGGAUACAGGAUGUUGUGCCCACUAAAGUCAGUGAAAUUUAAUGUAAAGUGAGUGCUUGUUAUGUGUUCUGUCAUUUGAUGCAAAUGAGAUGAUGUUGUAUUGGUAAGUAAGUGUAACAUGGAACUUUAUGUUAAUGUGUGGAUGGUUGAACAAGUGAAUAUGUUUGGGCUAUGAUGUGGUUUCGUCUGUCGAACCAAAUCAAAUUGGUGUACAAGAUACCUGAACAUUGUGUUGUCAUUUUUCAAUGCAAACCAAAAAUAAAAUAAUAAUAUUCUUAUAAUAAAAUCAGAAAAAUGCUUCUUGGAA
Melanotaenia boesemani (Boeseman's rainbowfish) is the source of this 6306-nucleotide messenger RNA. RefSeq names its product YEATS domain containing 2 (gene yeats2). Gene Ontology annotation, cellular component: NuA4 histone acetyltransferase complex. The record is from RefSeq and is a predicted model, not a curated record. The transcript has 30 exons. Gene Ontology annotation, biological process: chromatin remodeling; regulation of transcription by RNA polymerase II. Bases 168 to 4469 code for a protein of 1433 amino acids. NCBI's taxonomy places the organism in Eukaryota, Metazoa, Chordata, Actinopteri, Atheriniformes, Melanotaeniidae. Gene Ontology annotation, molecular function: histone binding.